AAUUAAUGAAAAUUUCAAAACAUUCCAAGUGUAAUACGCGAUGAUUAGAAUAAUAUUUAGAAUAUAUUUUUUAUUGUCCAGAGUAAUGCCAAUCCAUUUAAUUAAAACUGUGUGAAUACUGAUUCAGUAGGUGAAAACUUUGGACACCGGUCGUGUUCGCCCGUGCAUGCAAUGGAAACUAUUCAAAACAGCUGUCGAUUGUGUUUGGAUCCGACUGUAAACAAAACUUUCGAUUCAAGUUCUGGUUUUGGAAACGACAGCACUAUUGAAGCCACUUCACUCAGUCAACAGUUAAGCCGAGUGUUCAACUUUUCUUUUGAUAAUAUGACUCAACUGCCGAAGCAUGUGUGCCAGCAGUGCUGCACAAUUGUUGGGGACUUUUAUAAGUUCUCUGAAAUGGUUCAGAAGAAUCAGACAUAUUUGCGUUCGUUGGUGAGCCCCGAAAGUGAGAUGAAGCCUGAUCCAACCGCUGAGGAUGAUAAGAGUGCCGUGAUCCUCGAUAUAAAGAUUGAGCCAGAGUUGCCGGAGACGGAAGUCAUGAUUAAUGAGCAAACUGACUGGACCGAAGGUGGAACAAAUUUGGACGGGGAUGAUGAUGAUGAGGAUGACGACGAUGAUGAUGAUGAUGACGGUAGAGUAGCUGCCAGUGAUGGAGAUGAUAGCGAUGAAGAUGAAGAUUGGAGACCGCACGAGGGCACGGAAAAAGAAGUUAAGAAGGAAGAAACUGUUGUGAAAGUCAAACGAAAGUAUACCAAAAGAUCUUCCGGACGGUUGAAGAAAGCGAAGAAAGAAUCUGGGCAUGAUCCUUCGAAAGAGUACAGAAGUAAACCGAAAGAAGAGAUUGAAGAAGAAGACAAACAAAUACUGGAGUAUUUCAAAUUUGUAUGUGAACUUUGCCAUGAGACGACAGUGACUUUCAUCGAACUGAGAAGACACUUCCGGGAAAAGCAUGGACAGAAAGGAUAUCAUCGAUGUUGUAAUAAGAAGUUAUUCAAGAGAUGCCAUUUGCUGGAACACAUCCAAGUUCAUCUAAAUCCCAACCUAUACGGAUGUGAUUUGUGUCCGAAAAGCUUCAGCUCCAAGGAGUAUCUUCAAUUGCACAAAAUGCAAGCACAUGCAUCAGAAGUUGAUCGGCCAUUUAAAUGUGACAAAUGUCCAAAAAGUUUCAUUCAAAAGGGACAAUUGUCCUCUCACAUGGGCCGCCAUCAGUUGUACCCGUGCACGUUGUGUGACAAAGUGUUGGCGGGAAAAGGUUCACUGACGGCGCAUAUGGUCAACAUGCACAGUGAUAUGGGUCGAAUGAUUUGCGAUACCUGCGGACGUGAGUUCAAAACGAAACCCUGCUUCGAUAAGCACGUACGCAAACACAAGGGUCUGCUGGAGGACACUAGCAUCGAGUGUCACAUUUGUCAUGUGAUCUUGCAUAACAAAGCCACCAUGAAGAAGCACAUGAUUGCGAAGCACACCCAAACGGAUGAGGUGUUUAUUUGCAAUGAAUGUGGCAAACAGGCCCCGAACAAGUUUGCUCUGGAAUCUCAUAAACGUAAGGUUCACUGCGAAGAAAAAUAUCAGUGCGAAUUUUGUGAGAAACGGUUCAAAAACCCCAUCACGCUGAAGGAACACAGAGCGACACAUACCGGCGAGAUUCUGUACUCGUGUCCAUUCUGUGCGACCACUUUUAACUCGAAAGCGAACAUGUACGCCCACAAAAAGAAAGCCCAUCCGUACGAGUGGGCCCAGGAACGCAUCAGCAAGGGGCAAGCCCAGCGUCAACAGCAUCUACCACCCCAGUGAAACUGUGGCAUGCUGUACAUCCAUUUCAUUAGAAGGUAUUAUACAUGUUAAUAAUAGAAUGUAGACUAUUUUCAUAAAAAAAAAGAUAAUACAUUAGUUGUACAAUUA
Messenger RNA from Malaya genurostris, 1902 nucleotides. Its product is annotated as transcription factor grauzone-like. Gene Ontology annotation, molecular function: DNA-binding transcription factor activity; zinc ion binding. Lineage: Eukaryota; Metazoa; Arthropoda; Insecta; Diptera; Culicidae. Bases 172 to 1794 code for a protein of 540 amino acids. The transcript has 2 exons. The record is from RefSeq and is a predicted model, not a curated record. Gene Ontology annotation, cellular component: nucleus.